This is a messenger RNA of Mesoplodon densirostris (Blainville's beaked whale), 1147 nucleotides long. RefSeq names its product claudin 1 (gene CLDN1). Bases 195 to 830 code for a protein of 211 amino acids. The record is from RefSeq and is a predicted model, not a curated record. Gene Ontology annotation, biological process: bicellular tight junction assembly; cell adhesion. The transcript has 4 exons. NCBI's taxonomy places the organism in Eukaryota, Metazoa, Chordata, Mammalia, Artiodactyla, Ziphiidae. Gene Ontology annotation, molecular function: structural molecule activity. Gene Ontology annotation, cellular component: bicellular tight junction; plasma membrane.
GCUUCUCGCCUACCAACUCCAGCGCCAGCCCGGACCCGGAUCCAGAGCUUCUUCAGCGGCGACGCAGGGAGCAGGGCUCCCCGCAGUAACUUCCUCCGCGCAGCUCCGCCACCCCCGGGAGUCCCGGGGAGCACCUGCAAACUCCCGCUUGUGCACCGGCCGCCCCCGAGCCGGUGCGGGAGCCCGAGCGAGCCAUGGCCAACGCGGGGCUGCAGCUGCUGGGCUUCGUCCUGGCUUUCCUGGGCUGGAUUGGCUCCAUCGUCAGCACGGCGCUGCCCCAGUGGAAGAUUUACUCCUACGCUGGCGACAACAUCGUGACGGCCCAGGCCAUCUACGAGGGGCUGUGGAUGUCCUGCGUGUCGCAGAGCACCGGGCAGAUCCAGUGCAAAGUCUUCGACUCCUUGCUGAAUCUGAGCAGCACUCUGCAAGCAACCCGCGCCUUGAUGGUGAUUGGCGUCCUGCUGGGACUAGUAGCCAUCUUUGUGGCCACUGUCGGCAUGAAGUGUAUGAAGUGCCUAGAAGACAACGAGGUACAGAAGAUGCGGAUGGCUGUCAUUGGGGGCAUGAUCUUUCUUAUUUCAGGUCUGGCUGUUUUAGUUGCCACAGCAUGGUAUGGCAAUAGAAUUGUUCAAGAAUUCUAUGAUCCCAUGACCCCGGUCAAUGCCAGGUAUGAAUUUGGUCAGGCUCUCUUCACUGGCUGGGCUGCUGCUUCUCUCUGCCUUCUGGGAGGUGCCCUACUUUGCUGCUCCUGUCCCCGGAAAACAACAACUUACCAAACACCAAGGCCCUAUCCAAAACCUGCACCUUCCAGUGGGAAAGACUAUGUGUGACACAGAAGCAAAAGGAGACAACCCUGUUGGAACAAUCAGAAAAUGAACACUGAAAUACUGUAUUGGCAUUAAGAUCUUAGAUUUUGACUAUUGUAGUCUAAACUGUGGUAUUACCAAAAGAACAUAUUUUGUUAAAUACCCAUUGCUAAAAAUGACUUAGUCUUAUUUUAUCUCCUUUCCUCAAUAUAAGAGGGGAGCCUUUUCUAUUUGUAUUACUGCUUCCCACUGAGUCAUCAUCUCAAAUGUGGGGAGAGGGCAUUCUUUAAAUAUAUAUAGAUAUGUACAUGUACAUGUUUUUCUAUAAAAAAGUUAGGUAG